Sinocyclocheilus anshuiensis is the source of this 945-nucleotide messenger RNA. RefSeq lists its product as uncharacterized. The transcript has 6 exons. The record is from RefSeq and is a predicted model, not a curated record. NCBI's taxonomy places the organism in Eukaryota, Metazoa, Chordata, Actinopteri, Cypriniformes, Cyprinidae. The coding region runs from base 45 to 914 and encodes 289 amino acids. Gene Ontology annotation, cellular component: external side of plasma membrane. Gene Ontology annotation, biological process: negative regulation of T cell proliferation; T cell costimulation; cell surface receptor signaling pathway.
GGGAAUGAUAACUUUCGGUUUUGUUUUUACUCAUACCUCGCUAAAUGUACAGUGGUUUACGAAAUUUAGACAGCCAGAAUAUAAAACUCAUGCAAACUUUUACAAUGUUCAGAUGCUUGAAUCUUCUGCUGCUGCUGCUGCUUUGUCUCGUCUAUCACAGCGAAAACACCUCUAAACCUGUGUCAGGAGAAAAGGGAGGAAACGUCACACUAACAUGUGAAUUUAAGGCCAUUAAAAUUGUUCACAUUGAGUUAUUCAGUCAGUCAGAAGACAUAGAUGUGUGUCAGGAUGAAGAAUGUAGUGAUCGAGUGUUUAAAGAAGGAAACUGUGACGUCGUCAUCAAGAAUCUGAGCUUCAGUGACGCUGGGAAAUACAUUUUGAGAAUCUAUUACAAUAAUCAGUCAGAGCUGGAGCUACAAACCAGGGAAUACCAACUUCAUAUUCAUGAUGAGAUUACUGUGAAAACAGGCGAGGAGCUGGAGUUGCAUGUUCUGUUGUCUAAUGCUGAUAAAGUGCAGAAAAGCUCUAGUGGAGAGUGGAGGGAGGUUUGGAGCAGAACUGAUGGGGUUCAGAGCGAUCAACUGAAUGAAAAUGAUGAAAACCUGAUCUUUAAAGUAUUUCUGGACAGAGAUGCAGGAACAUACAGAGUUCUGGACACUGAAGGAGAAAUCUUGAUCACAGUGACAGUCACAGAAUCAGGUACAGAAUCAAAGGACAAACUGGAGAAUGAUAAAGACAAAACGAAUGGCACUGAACAACAGACGAAAUGGAUUGUGCCAGUUGUAGUGUGUUUGGUGAUUCUGGUGGUUCUGAUUGUGAUUUCUGUCAUCAUACGGCGACGUCAGCACAGAGGUCACACACAGGUUCCAGCAGAGGAGAAUCAAGAGCCCCCACAGGAACUGGAGGAACUAUAAUGAUCUUCACUGAACGUGACUCAACUGCACA